Molecule: messenger RNA, 1467 nt
Organism: Apaloderma vittatum (bar-tailed trogon)
Lineage: Eukaryota; Metazoa; Chordata; Aves; Trogoniformes; Trogonidae
Gene: KIF2A
Product: kinesin heavy chain member 2A
Exons: 15
Coding region: 10-1467 (485 amino acids)
Biological process (GO): microtubule-based movement
Molecular function (GO): ATP binding; microtubule binding; microtubule motor activity
Source: RefSeq, a predicted model, not a curated record
CACCAAGCUAUGGUCACGUCUCUAAAUGAAGAUAAUGAAAGUGUAACUGUUGAAUGGAUUGAAAAUGGGGAUACUAAAGGCAAAGAGAUUGACUUGGAGAGCAUAUUUUCACUUAACCCAGAUCUUGCACCUGAUGAAGACAUUGAACCUAGUCCAGAGACACCACCGCCACCUACUUCAUCAGCCAAAGUAAACAAAAUUGUGAAGACUCGACGAACUGCAGGACCUAUUAAGAAUGAUAUCCCUGCCAGAGAUAACAGAGUGGCUGGUUCUGCACGUGCGCGACCUACUCAGCUUCCCGAGCAGUCUUCCUCUUCUCAACAGAAUGGUAGUGUUUCAGAUAUAUCUCCAGUUCAAGCUGCAAAAAAGGAAUUUGGACCCCCUUCACGUAGAAAAUCUAAUUGUGUAAAAGAGGUUGAAAAAUUGCAAGAGAAACGUGAGAAAAGAAGGUUACAGCAGCAGGAACUUAGAGAAAAAAGAGCUCAGGAUGUUGAUGCUACGAACCCAAAUUAUGAAAUUAUGUGUAUGAUAAGAGAUUUCAGGGCAAGUCUGGAUUAUAGACCACUAACAACUGCAGAUCCUAUUGAUGAGCACAGGAUAUGUGUUUGUGUACGAAAACGACCACUCAAUAAAAAAGAAACUUUAAUGAAAGACCUUGAUGUAAUAACAAUUCCUAGUAAAGAUGUUGUGAUGGUACAUGAACCAAAACAAAAGGUGGAUUUAACAAGGUACCUAGAAAACCAAACUUUUCGUUUUGAUUAUGCCUUUGAUGACACGGCUCCUAAUGAAAUGGUUUACAGGUUUACAGCUAGACCAUUAGUAGAGACCAUAUUUGAAAGGGGAAUGGCUACUUGUUUUGCAUAUGGACAAACAGGGAGUGGAAAAACCCAUACUAUGGGUGGUGACUUUUCAGGAAAGAACCAGGAUUGUUCUAAAGGAAUAUAUGCACUUGCAGCUAGAGAUGUCUUCUUAAUGCUAAAGAAACCAAACUAUAAGAAGUUAGAACUUCAAGUAUAUGCAACAUUUUUUGAGAUCUACAGUGGUAAAGUUUUUGACUUGUUGAACAGGAAAACAAAAUUAAGAGUGUUAGAAGAUGGUAAACAGCAAGUCCAAGUGGUGGGAUUACAGGAACGGGAAGUGAAAUGUGUUGAAGAUGUUCUUAAGCUUAUUGAAAUAGGCAACAGCUGCAGGACAUCUGGCCAGACGUCUGCAAAUGCACACUCAUCUCGAAGCCAUGCAGUAUUUCAGAUUAUUCUCAGAAGGAAAGGGAAAUUGCAUGGUAAAUUUUCUCUGAUUGAUUUGGCUGGCAAUGAAAGAGGAGCAGAUACUUCCAGCGCAGAUAGGCAGACUCGACUGGAAGGUGCGGAAAUUAACAAGAGCCUUUUAGCACUCAAGCAAGUAUCAUUGAUUAGGUCUAAGUAUCCGCACACUCCAUUUUCAUGCAAUAAUAGUAAAUCUAAGUCUUGA